AUGCACGAGGAAGGAUACGCGAACUAUCACAUGGAGGAGAAGAAAACCCCUCCAGAAAUGCAGGAGAACAAUGUGCAACCUCAGAAAGCCUCUUAUAGAGAUAGGUUGAUGAAUGAUGGUUUUGAAAAAUUAAAUCCUGAAGAAAUUGUUGAAAUGGUGGCUGAAGAGUACCUUUCUGGUGAUGAUGUGAUGGACCAUGAGGAGGUUUCUAAAGUUCCUUUCAAUCCAAAACCAAAUAUUGAAGUUACCCUGGAAGAGUAUGAUGAGUGGUGCAGGUCUUGGAAGCAAUCUCUGAUAGUGAAACCAUUGGGAAAUAAGCUUAGCCUCCAAACCAUGGAGAGAUGGGCUAAUCGAAGGUGGACAAAGAAUUGCACGAUCAGAGAGGACUAUGGAUAUGCGCUUUUUGAAGGACCAUGGAUGAUUGCAGAUCACUAUCUGCUGAUACAGCGAUGGUGCCCUCUUUUUCUUCCACAGGAGACUGAAGUUCAAAAGGUAGCAGUUUGGGUGAGAAUACCAAACCUUCCAACAGAGUUAUACAAUAAGUAUUUCCUAUGGAAGGUGGGAAAAAGUAUUGGAACCAUGCUCAAGGUGGAUGAACACACCUCCAUACACUCUAGAGGCAAGUUUGCACGAAUUUGUGUGGAGGUUGAUCAGAGGAAACAAUUGGUACCGUCCUUCUCAGCACUAGGAAAAGAUUUCUAUUUGGUGUAUGAAGGACUCGAUCAAAUUUGCUUCAAUUGUGGCCGAUAUGGCCAUCGGCUUGAAGGGUGUCCAGAAAAGGAGAAUGAAGUGGCUGCUAUUGGAGGAAGAAAGAAAAUGGAAUCAAAUGAAAAAGGAAAGAAUCCUGAAAAGAAAAUAAAUCAACAAGAUAAGUCAAAGGAAGCAAGGAUUACAGCUAAAGAUAUGCAUCAUUAUGCUAGAACAUCUAACAGUGUGAAAGGCCAAACAUCUGGAGUAAGAAAGAAUCAAAUGCCUAGAUCCCAAAAUGGAAAGUCUAUUGAAGUACUCAAGAAGAAUAGUGUUGGCAAACCAUAUAUGGAGAAGAAGGAAUAA
Arachis ipaensis is the source of this 1053-nucleotide messenger RNA. RefSeq lists its product as uncharacterized. The record is from RefSeq and is a predicted model, not a curated record. Gene Ontology annotation, molecular function: zinc ion binding; nucleic acid binding. Lineage: Eukaryota; Viridiplantae; Streptophyta; Magnoliopsida; Fabales; Fabaceae.